UACUCCAACAGCACGAUGGACUUCCAGAACCGAGUGGGCUCCAAGCCUGGCUCCGGCGGUGUAGCGUCCGACUCGCAGAGCAAUGUGGACCGCCGCGAGCGGCUACGCAAGCUGGCGCUUGAGACGGUGGACCUGGCCAAGGACCCGUACUUCAUGAAGAACCACCUCGGCUCCUACGAAUGCAAGCUCUGUCUCACUCUGCACAAUAACGAGGGCAAUUAUCUAGCGCAUACUCAGGGCAAGCGCCACCAGACCAAUUUGGCCCGACGUGCAGCCAAGGAGGCGGCGGAUGCGGCCCAUUCGACUGCCGCCGCUAACCUCCAGGCAGCGAGAGCAGCGGCAGCCGCUGCGGCUGCCAAACCAAGGGCUCUAAAGAUCGGACUGCCCGGCUACAAGGUGACCAAACAACGAGACCCCGACACGGGCGCCAGGAUCCUUUUGUUCCAGAUCGCAUACCCGGAAAUCGCGGAUAAAUUGCAGCCGCGCCACAGAUUCAUGUCGGCUUUUGAGCAAAAAGUGGAGGCGCCCGAUAAACGCUGGCAGUAUCUGCUCUUUGCGUGCGAACCGUACGAGACCGUGGCGUUCAAGAUCCCCAACGACGACGUUGACAAGAGCGAAGGCAAAUUCUUCAGCAACUGGGACAAGGACGGCAAGACGUUCACGUUGCAGCUGACGUUCGCCGUCGAGGAUGCGAAGAAGAACCAACCUGCGCCUCCUCCGCCACGUCCAACACUGCGGUAUCUGUAGAUUGCGUGCUGCUAUGCUGCUUUCUACAAGAUAAUAUAGGUUUUUGGUUUCGAUAACAACUUGUUAGGUGUGAUUUUGUGUUAGGCAGGAGGAUACCAGUUUCGAUACAGUUCAAGCGUCAACUUAAGCGGUAUCUAAACGGAUAUAACCUCGUACAAGAGAUCGAUAACAUGCAUGCUUCCUUUCCUCGC
Messenger RNA from Phytophthora nicotianae INRA-310, 938 nucleotides. RefSeq lists its product as hypothetical. The transcript has a single exon. The record is from RefSeq and is a predicted model, not a curated record. Gene Ontology annotation, biological process: spliceosomal complex assembly. Gene Ontology annotation, cellular component: U2-type prespliceosome; catalytic step 2 spliceosome; nucleus. NCBI's taxonomy places the organism in Eukaryota, Oomycota, Peronosporomycetes, Peronosporales, Peronosporaceae. Gene Ontology annotation, molecular function: nucleic acid binding; zinc ion binding. The coding region runs from base 16 to 747 and encodes 243 amino acids.